Messenger RNA from Cordyceps fumosorosea ARSEF 2679, 930 nucleotides. Its product is annotated as Centromere protein Cenp-O. Gene Ontology annotation, cellular component: kinetochore; Mis6-Sim4 complex. Lineage: Eukaryota; Fungi; Ascomycota; Sordariomycetes; Hypocreales; Cordycipitaceae. The record is from RefSeq and is a predicted model, not a curated record. The transcript is spliced from 2 exons. The coding region runs from base 1 to 930 and encodes 309 amino acids.
AUGGAAGAGCAAGAGAACACACAACCACCGACCGAUCCCUUGGACAAGGAGAUUGCCUCCUUGAAAAAACGAGUCGCCGCCAUGAAGAAACGCCUACAAAUCGAGUGCUCCACCAUCCUAUCCUCGACACCUAUACAAAACAUCAUCCAAGACGCCUCCGCAGCCACCUCCAACACCUCCUCGUUCCUCAAAUCCGCCCUCCGACCCGCCCCCCACGCCGCCGCCUCCCUCCAGAAGCGCUCCGCCCAGCAGGCCGCCUACAUGCAGCAGUGCGCCUACCGCAUCGCCGCGCCCGUCACCGCCUUCAAGGUGCGCGACCCGGACCCGCACGCCGUCGACCGCGGGCACGUCCUCGGCCUGCGCUUCGAAGUCAUGUCCCAGGGCCACUUCCUGCGCCCCUACUACGUCCUCCUCAACCGUCCCUGGGCCGACGACCCGUCCUCCUCCCACCACCUGCGCGUCCACCGCCACACCGUACCGCCCGCCGUGCCUCUCGCCGGCCUCGCCGCGCGGCACCUGCCCCCGCCUCGCGCCGGCGACGCCCCCGCCCAGACGCGGCAGGACCUGGGCCGGUUCGCGCGCGCGCUGCGCCGCGAGAUCGCGCGCUUCCACAACCGCCUGGGGCUCACCGCGGACCUGCGCAAGACGGUCGGGCUGGCCCGCAAGGGCAGCAGGCGGUCGACGACGGCGGGUGGCGCGCGGGAGGUGGUGGAGGCGGGCAUCGCGGACGUCGAGGCCAAGCACGUCAAGCUCGCGUGGGCGGACGGGCGCAGCGGUCGCAUCCUGAUGGACCGCGACGGCAGGGUGGAGAGGUUCGUGGUGUUUGGGCCGCACGGCGGGAGGGACUGGCGGAUGACGAGGAUGCUGUGCGACGCGAGCGACGGCGUGGACGACAUUGCGCGGAAGCUGCAGCGCUAUGCGGCGGCGUGA